CCUCAAUAACACCAAUCGACUCGACACAGCUGGCAGAAAUUCUGCAAUAUGCAACAAUGGCUAGUGUCGCCAUCCCAGACAUUGUUUCUCAGUCGACCGACUUGCGCGCAGAACUGAAAGAAUGGGAGAGAACCUUUGCGGCCGCCAACGGAGGGCGCAAAGCCGACCGGGGCGAUAUCAAGAAGGUCCCUGAAAUUGCUGCCAAGUACAAACAGUACUCCCGUCUCAAGUCCCUAGAAACAUCCGCCGACCCCGACAGACAAUCCCAUCAACCAGCCGAACGCGAAAACCCUCCCAAGAAACGAAAACAUGCGUCUCCCACCGGACCAGAAGAGACAACAUCCAUAUCAACCCCGCGCAAAGCCAACAGAGGCGGAGCCUUUACCACCCCCUCCAAAACCCGACUCAACACCACCCACCCUGCCGAGGUCGACCCGUACGACUCCCCCUCGACCUUGCGCCGACUAUUCAGCCCCACAACCCACAUGCAACCCUCGCCACUGAAGAGCACUAUCGGCCCUACGCCGCAACGCGACGGGAAAGCCCUAGGCCUGUUCGACCUACUGUCCGAGUCCGGCGGCAGCACGGCCACGCCGACAGCGACGCGCCUAGCGACCGUGCGAGGCGCAGCUGCGCAGACGCCGUCAAAGCGGAGAAAGCUGGACACUAUCGCGGAGGAGGACGAAGAAGAAGACGAGGAAGAUUCCUCGCGGCUGGAGCGCACCCCCGCGUCGUCAGGAAAGAAGUACAUGCUGGCCAACCUUUUCGCGACGCCGAUCACGCUGCGGUAUGCCUCGAUGGUGGAGGAUGGAGACGGGGGCGCAGCUGCUGCUGGAGCCCAAGACGCACUUGUAAACGCAGCAGACGAUGACUCUACACAGCAAACCGCUGGUUCAGAUACUCCGUCGUUUUUGCGCCGAUCUAAUCCCGAUCGUCCUCAUGUAGGGGGCAGCGGAAGCGGGCUCAGCCCCAUCGCUGUGCGCAAACGACCGCAGUUCGUCGGUAAGGGAUUGUCUGCUCUGGUGCAGGGUCUGAGGGACAUGGAAGAGGAGCGGAUGCAGGACGACAUGGACGUGCUGGAUGAGAUCGAGGCCGAACAGUACGCGGCCAUGACGAGAGAAGAAGAGGCAGCGACGGGCGUGACAGACAGCCAGGCCGGUCCAACCGAACCAUUCCGUCGGCCGUACAAGAAGAAGGGACAGAAGCGAACAACACGGCGCGUCAACAUGAAGCCCGUUCUCUCGAAACCGAAGACCAAGUCCAGCUCACCGGUGCCUGAUUACGGUGCCGAUGACGAUGACGACGGUGAGGAACAGGAAGACCACAUCAGUGAGAAACAACCUGCGGCAGACCCAGAACCGCAGUAUCAAUUACACGCACCAGCCAACGAAGACGGGGCCGAUGGCUUCGACGAUGACGAAGCGGACUCCCUGCACACCAUGUCAGAGCCGGACAUGGACUCCGACGACCCGGAGUAUGACGAGAAUGAGGAUCGCCCGUCGCUGACACGGGGAAAGAGCUUCUCGGAGAAGAUGAGGGAGGCUAUUGCGGAUAGCAAGCCGCAGUCACAGUCGAAUGAGCCUCCUCAGACGAAGGAAGCGAAGGCUCCCCGGGUGCAGAAGCCUAAGGAGACCAAGAAGCCUGCGCCCCGCAAGAUUGACCCCCAGGCGCAUGCCAACUAUCGCUCUUUGAAUAUUAGGAAUAAGAACACUAAGGGUCGGGGUCGUGGUCGGUUUAGGAGAUAGGGGCUGUUUGGGACAUUCCCUGUUGGGAUACUAUUUACGAGCAACGAACAUAGCGCAUCGCAUCGCG
This is a messenger RNA of Aspergillus candidus, 1812 nucleotides long. It is a transcript of the gene sld2, whose product is annotated as protein sld2. Gene Ontology annotation, molecular function: single-stranded DNA binding; DNA replication origin binding. Bases 57 to 1745 code for a protein of 562 amino acids. Gene Ontology annotation, cellular component: DNA replication preinitiation complex. Lineage: Eukaryota; Fungi; Ascomycota; Eurotiomycetes; Eurotiales; Aspergillaceae. Gene Ontology annotation, biological process: DNA replication initiation; DNA replication; mitotic DNA replication preinitiation complex assembly. The transcript is spliced from 2 exons. The record is from RefSeq and is a predicted model, not a curated record.